This is a messenger RNA of Lampris incognitus (smalleye Pacific opah), 3372 nucleotides long. It is a transcript of the gene sec14l1, whose product is annotated as SEC14-like protein 1. NCBI's taxonomy places the organism in Eukaryota, Metazoa, Chordata, Actinopteri, Lampriformes, Lampridae. Gene Ontology annotation, biological process: negative regulation of RIG-I signaling pathway. Gene Ontology annotation, cellular component: cytosol; cytoplasm. Gene Ontology annotation, molecular function: RIG-I binding. The transcript has 16 exons. Bases 224 to 2353 code for a protein of 709 amino acids. The record is from RefSeq and is a predicted model, not a curated record.
ACAGCGCCGAAGUGCGCCAGACGCUGGAGUCUUCGCGUGGAGGAGGACACGAUGACGCGCACGGCAGCCGAGUGACCCGCAGCGGUACUGCUAGCUCCGCGACGGUACUGCUAGCCCCGCAGCGGUUCUGCUAGCCCCGCAGCGGUACUGCUAGCCCCGGAACGGUACUGCUAGCCCCGCGUUGCAAAAUAGUGGUAAGGUUACCGGUGGAUGAGCUCCAACCAUGGUGCAGGAAUACCAGUCACCCGUACGGGUCUACAAACAGCCAUUUGAGCUGAUCAUGGCGGCCUAUCAGAGGAGGUUCCCCAAGUGCCCCUUGAUCCCCAUAUUUGUGGACAGUGAGGUCAUCAGUGAGAGUGAGAGCGAGGAUGGAUCCACUUUAGUAACUGAGAGACGCUGUAUGGUCGAUGCGGACGCCCCACGACUGCUCAAAAGGAUGGCGGGUGUAGAUUACCUCUACUUCAUUCAGAAAAACACUCUCAACCGCCGAGAGAGGACGCUGCACAUUGAAGUCCGCAACGAGACCUUCUCCAGCAGAGUCGUCGUCCAUGAAUGCUGCAACUACAUGGUUCACCCUGAGAACGAGGACUGGACGUGCUUCGAGCAGAUAGCCAGUCUGGAUAUUAAGUCCUUUUUUGGUUUCGAGAGCACAGCAGAGAAGAUAGCUAUGAAACAGUAUGCGAGCAGUAUUAAAAAGGGUAAAGAGAUUAUGGAGUACUACCUCAGAGAACUGGAGGAGGAGGGAAUAACUUACAUACCUCGCUGGACACCCACUUUUGCCCCCCCAACUACAGCCAAGCUCCAGCUGGCUCCCAUCUCCAUCACCAGAGCCAUCCCAGUGCCCAGUGUGAUGGAUGGGUCGUCCAGAAAGGAUCCCGGCAGCCCCUCAGAGCUACUAGCUGGUUCUCCUGAUGACAAGUUGGACGCCGAUUACAUCAGACGUUACCUUGGAGACCUAACGCCUCUGCAGGAGAGCCGUCUUAUUCGGCUUCGGCAGUGGCUACAGGAGAUGCACAAGGGCAAGAUCCCAAAAGACCAGCACGUGCUACGUUUCCUGAGGGCGCAGGACUUCAACCUGGACAAGGCCCGGGAACUCCUGUGCCAGUCCCUCACCUGGAGGAAACAACAUCAGGUGGACUUCCUGCUCGACUCAUGGGAGCAGCCGCAACUGCUGCAGGACUACUACACCGGAGGCUGGCACCACUAUGACAGAGAUGGACGUCCUCUGUAUAUUUUGCGUCUGGGCCAAAUGGACACCAAGGGCUUGGUGCGAACCUUGGGAGAGGAGGCACUGUUGAGACAGGUCCUGUCUAUCAACGAAGAGGGUCUGAGGCACUGUGAAGAAAACACCAGAGUCUUUGGUCGACCAAUUAGCUGUUGGACCUGCCUGGUGGACUUGGAGGGUCUAAACAUGCGUCACCUGUGGAGGCCCGGUGUCAAGGCUCUUCUGAGGAUCAUAGAGGUGGUGGAGGCCAACUACCCUGAGACCCUGGGACGCCUCCUCAUACUUCGGGCUCCUCGAGUCUUCCCAGUGCUCUGGACACUAGUCAGUCCAUUUAUUAAUGAGAACACGCGAAGGAAAUUCCUGAUUUACGCUGGUAAUGAUUACCAAGGUCCGGGAGGUUUGGUGGACUACAUUGACAAAGAGCUCAUCCCUGAUUUCUUGGGAGGGGAGUGCAUGUGCGAGAUCCCUGAAGGUGGUCUGGUCCCCAAGUCUCUGUACAGGACAGCAGAGGAGCUGGAAAGCGAGGAGACUCGCCUUUGGACUGACUCCCUCUAUAAAAGUGCCAGUGUCUUCAAGGGAGCCCCGUAUGAGCUGCUGGUUGAGAUCACGGAGGCCUCCUGCGUUAUCACCUGGGACUUCGACGUGUGUAAAGGAGAUGUUACUUUCAAUCUAUACCAUUCCAAGAGGGAUCCCGAGCCCCCUAAGAAAGAUACGCUUGUGGCCCACGGUAUCACAUCCCCGGGAGCCAUUAAUGUCCAGCUGAUAGACAAGAGCUGGGUACUGGGCCAGGACUACAGCAUGGUGGAAACAGCGCUCACAUGCACGGAGGGAGAGAGUGUUCAGGGCUCCCAUGUUACCCGCUGGCCCGGCUUCUAUAUCCUCCAGUGGCGCUUCCACAGCUCCCCAGCCUGCACAGCCUCUAGUCUGCCUGGUGUGGAUGAUGUGUUGGCCUCUCUACAGGUCUCCUCUCAUAAGUGUAAGGUCAUGUACUACACCGAGGUACUGGGCUCCCGUGACUUCAGAGGUUCCAUGACCAGUUUAGAGUCUAGCCAUAGUGGCUUCUCCCAGGUCAGUGCCGCCACCAUCUCCUCUAGGCAGUCACAGGCCAGCUCCAUCAUAUCAAGGUAGCAAUCGGCCAGCGCUACCAGCCCCGACGAGCCUUCAAGAGUUGAGUUUUGGGCCAUUUACCGUCAGGGGACUCCUACUGUGGGACGCUUUACACUGAAAGCUGCCACGAAGAUUGGACCUGCCUGUGGAGGGUCAAAGAGCCGGUUUGCCGGUGCUUAUGAUUUCCCCCAGCAUGUGACAACACACCGUGUGAAGGUUCAUCUAUACCGACGAUCUCUUAUUCGGAUAGACACUUUGUGGCGAUCAUUAAAUGGUCGGAAUGUAAGAGAAUCUCAUUUAAAUCUAAAGAAUCAUCUAGAGCUGUAAUCAGAACAAGGGCAUUAUUGUGGGGCAUCUGUAGAAAGUUCCUUGAAUAAUAAUAACAACAGUGGAUGCAGAAAGGAGAUGGCUCAUCCACGUAGUAGUUGUGGUUGUGUUUGUGCAGCUGUCCUGUCAUUUUAGGGGGAAAUGAUCAGCUCAUGCUCCAAUUAUUAGAUUUAAUGCAGAAAUACCAAGCCAGGUGAGGCGGUUUCACCUGUUAAGAGCUCUCGUCUCACGCUGAACCGCUGCUGCGGUUGCGUUCCUCCGCCACAAGGUGUCAGUGUGUCACCUGAUUGGAGCCACUUGUCGAGGCGUCGUUAUGAUUUACUCAGCGCCUCUGUCGAGUCUUUAAAUGUACCCCAAAUAUUCUUAUUGCUGCCAAAUAAAGAUUUUGGCAAAAAAAAAAAAAAUAAUAAUUGUGACUGAAGUGCCGUUUGACAGUGAAUCUGAAGGAAACCUGGUUUUACAAACAACCCUUAUCGAUUCCCUUAAAUCCCAGCAUGCGAUCCGGUAUCUGCCACGUUCCUGCUGCCUGGUUUUCCGAACGGACCUGUGAUUAAGAAACGGCUUUAAUAGAAAAGAUUGGACUGUCUUUUCAACGGGCUAUUAAUCUUUUUUUUCUUUUUCUUUUUUUUGCAAGAUUAGCUUAGCUGUAAACACCCAGCUAGAAAACACAAUGCUCUUUGUAAAACAUGCGGUGCACCCUGCAGAUUUCACGC